Mesorhabditis belari is the source of this 3558-nucleotide messenger RNA. NCBI's taxonomy places the organism in Eukaryota, Metazoa, Nematoda, Chromadorea, Rhabditida, Rhabditidae. The record is from the annotation of a GenBank genome assembly.
AUGCCUCCCGACGCGCCGAAUGUCGCGCAUCGUCCAUCGGUUCGACGACUUUACAUCAAUCGAGAUCAACAGCACAAAUUUCGAAACAAUGUGAUCAGCACAUGCAAGUACAGCAUUCUCUCAUUUUUCCCGCGAUUUCUCUAUGAGCAAUUUCGUCGCUACUCAAACAUUUUCUUUCUUUGCAUUGUUCUGCUUCAGCAAAUUCAUGGAAUUUCACCGACCGGUCGCUACACAACUCUUGUGCCAUUUGUCAUCAUUUUGUCGAUCUCAGCUCUUAAAGAAAUUUUUGAAGAUAUUAAACGUCGAGCUUCAGACACUAAGGUCAACAAUUUUCCAACUUGUGCAUUAAAGGGUGGACAAUUUGAGCAAAUCAAAUGGAAAGAGGUUCGUGUUGGAGAAAUUCUGAGGGUAAACUGCGAUCAAUUAUUUCCCGCCGAUCUCCUUUUACUAACAUCGAGUGAGACACAGGGAAUGGCCUACAUUGAAACGAGUAAUCUUGACGGGGAAACGAAUCUCAAAAUCAAACAGGCUCUACCAAUCACAGCCGAGAUGACCUCGUCAAACGAGGUGCAAAAGCUGAGUGGGGCUGAGAUCGAAUGUGAGCUCCCGUCUAGAAAUGUUAACGAGUUUUCGGGAAAUCUCAUCUAUCAGGAACAGAUUAAACAUUUCGGCAUGGAACAACUUCUGCUUCGUGGUGCUCGUCUAAAGAACACUGGAUGGAUUUAUGGAGCCGUCAUCUAUACUGGACACGAUUCAAAACUUCUAAUGAACAGCAAAAGAGCUCCCUUGAAGAGUGGAACAAUUGAUCGAAUGACAAAUCGACGAAUCAUUGUUCUCUUUGGAGUCCUCGUUACAUUAGCUAUUCUCUCAGCUGCUGGACAAGAGAUUUGGAACGCAAAUAACUGGGAUCAAGCAUGGUAUUUAAACAAAUUGAACAGCAGUCCAGCAAUUCUGUCAUGGUUUCCUUUUGGAAUGAACGCAAUCACUUUUUUCAUUCUCUACAAUAAUCUCAUUCCAAUCUCUCUUCAAGUCACACUCGAGAUGGUGCGAUUCUUUCAGGCUUAUUUCAUUAAUUGGGAUAUUCAAAUGUACGAUGAAAGAACUGAUUCGCGAGCAAUUGCCCGCACUAGCAAUUUGAAUGAAGAAUUGGGAUUGGUAAAAUUUGUGAUGUCCGACAAAACUGGCACUCUGACACGAAAUGUAAUGAAGUUCAAAAGAUGCACAGUUGGAAGCAAAAUGUAUGGCGAGAGUACGGGCGAAGAAUUCCACGAUGAGCAUUUAAUUGAAGAUGCUCGAAAAGAAACUGCUGAAGGGAAAGAUAUCCGCGAACUAUUGACAAUGAUGGCUGUAUGUCAUACGGUUGUCCCUGAGAAGAAAGAUGAUGAGAUUCUCUAUCAAUCCUCAUCUCCCGAUGAAGGAGCACUUGUUCGAGGAGCCGCCUCUCAAAAUGUUGUCUUCCACACACGUCAGCCACAAAAAGUUGUGAUCAAUCUGUUUGAUCGUGAUGUUUCUUUUGAAGUUCUUGAUGUGAUCGAGUUCACAUCUGAUCGAAAGAGAAUGAGUGUCAUCGUUCGCGACGAAAAUAAGAAGAUCAAAUUAUAUUGUAAAGGAGCUGACACAGCAAUUUUCGAACGCGUUUCCGCAGGAUCGCGAAAAAGUCUUGAUUUUGUGAAAGAAGCUCUUGAACAAUAUGCAUCGUUUGGAUAUCGAACACUUUGUUUUGCAUCAAAAGAAAUUGAUGAGAGUGUUUACUCACAAUGGUCACCGAAAUUCAAGAAAGCUGGUGUGCUGAUUGAGGGAAGAAAAAAAGCAAUGGAAGAUGUGGCUGAAGAGAUUGAAAAAGAAAUGAGAUUGAUUGGAGCAACAGCAAUUGAAGAUAAACUCCAAGAAUAUGUACCGGAGACAAUUCAAGCUUUAAUGGCAGCGGAUAUUCACGUUUGGAUGCUCACAGGAGACAAACGAGAAACAGCUAUCAAUAUUGCUCAUUCUUGUGCUCUCUGCAAUAACAACACCGAGCUACUCAUUGUCGACAAGGCAACUUAUGAUGACACUUAUCAUAAACUUGUUCAAUUUGUUGAUAGAGCAAAAGAACUUGAACAACAGCAACGAGAAUUCGCAAUGGUGAUCGAUGGUAAAUCGCUUGUUCACGCAUUAACCGGAGAAGCUCGAGAAUAUUUCGGUCAAUUGGCUUUACUGUGUCGAUCAGUGGUUUGCUGCAGAAUGAGUCCCAUGCAGAAAGCUGAGGUAGUGGAUCUAGUUCGAAAACUUGGCGAUCACGUGGUUUUAGCGAUUGGAGAUGGGGCAAAUGAUGUGGCAAUGAUACAGGCCGCAAAUGUUGGCAUUGGGAUUUCCGGCGAAGAAGGUCUACAAGCAGCAAGUGCCAGUGAUUAUGCAAUUGCUCAAUUCCAUUUCUUACGAAGAUUGCUUCUUGUUCACGGCUCUUGGGAUUAUGAUCGAUCAGUGAAAGUGAUCCUCUAUUCAUUCUACAAAAACAUUUGCUUAUAUAUUAUCGAAUUAUGGUUUGCCUUCUUCUCGGCUUGGUCAGGUCAAACGAUCUUUGAACGUUGGACUAUUGGGAUGUUCAAUGUGAUCUUCACUGCAUGGCCUCCAUUGAUUAUUGGUCUUUUUGAUCGUCCAAUCAAUGAUGAUCAAAUGCUGAGAUUUCCCGCUCUUUACUACUCCUUUCAAAAGAGGGCCUUCACUAUGGAUAAAUUUGCCGGUUGGAUUGGUCUAGCCAUCUAUCAUUCACUCGUUCUCUAUUUUCUCACCUAUUUCUUUUUGGAUACAGGAGUUGCCUGGAGUAAUGGAAGGACGGGAGGGUGGCUAAUGCUGGGCAAUUGUACAUAUACAUUCGUUGUGGUGACAGUAUGCUUGAAAGCGAUCCUCGAAACCGACUCUUGGACUUACAUUUGUGGUGCUUUUUGUCUCAUUUCAAUCGUUUCAUGGUUUUUACUCAUUUGGAUUUAUAGCUUGUUUUUCCCGACCUUAAAAUUGGGUGCCGACAUGGCAGGAAUGUUUUACAUUAUGUGCUCUUCACCGUCUUUUUGGCUCAUGUUAAUCUUCAUCCCAACAACUACUCUUCUCGCUGAUUUGAUCAUUAAAAGUGUUAUGGUAAGCGUGUAUCCUACUCCCAGAGAACAGGCGGUGCUCAUGCAAAAGCGACACGGGUUUGAACGACUUACGAGGGAGGCGAAUUCACAAUCACACAAAGCAGUGCAUCCAACAUUGGAACAAAUGCAAAAUGAGAUCAGGGAAACACCUCAAAAUGAGAUAUUGUCGGAUAGAAAUCAGAAAAUAAUAAACACAAAGCAACAAACCGGUGCCAGUGGAGGGUUCGACAAUUUGGCAGCCGACUACGGAUCAAUCGAUAACAUCCCAGCGACGAUUCGCUCACAAGCGUUUACCCCAAACACUUCCACUGUCACUCGAAGAAGUCGAGAAGAUGAACAUAAAGCGAUACCUUUAUUAAGAAUGAAUGGGCAAACACAAAAUUAUUACGAAAAUCCGAAUCUCGACACACGCGACGAGAAUCCCUUCGUCACUCAAAUCAACAUUCGA